AUGGAGGGUGUAGCCUGGCAACACAUCGCGGGGCUGGAAUCUCCACGUGUGAGUUUCGUAGGCUUCCGUGUGUAUCGCCAUUUGCGCGAUGACACAGAAGGGACACCAUACGCUGAAGAGAGUGUCUUCGAUGCAAGUCCCGGGAAUGCGAAAGCCAUCUCGGACGUUGCGCCGGAGAACGACAUGGUCACUAUCGAGUACUUCCUGGUCCGGCCCAAGGCCACAGCGGUGGAAUCCAUUUGGCACAACACCUUGGACACCGUGUCUUGCAUCGCCACUGACUUGUUCAUAGCCAACGACUUGAGUGCACCAGACAUUUCUUCGUUGACAAGUUGAACUUGCAUAACAUACAGCAGGAAAAAGGCCAAAAUCGCAGCGUAGCAUAUGCCGUACAGGGCAAGCAGGGGUACAGUAAGGAAUCAAAUGAGGCCGAUGCGAUGGGUGAUUUGAGCCAAGGCAACACAAGGACAUAGGAACGACAUAAUGCAGUUGGGCAGCAUGUUGGUGUAACAAUCGCAAAUCCCGACAUUCCAGUACCCAAUGAUCAGACCGUUUGCAUCCACUCCUCGUCCCAGUCGUCCUGCGUCCACAACUCGUGUCGGAAGUGUUGUGUCGUGGCACGUUGAUGAUGGGAGCGGUUGUCGUCGGGG
Messenger RNA from Aphanomyces astaci, 650 nucleotides. RefSeq lists its product as hypothetical. Lineage: Eukaryota; Oomycota; Saprolegniomycetes; Saprolegniales; Verrucalvaceae. The record is from RefSeq and is a predicted model, not a curated record. The transcript has 2 exons. Bases 1 to 336 code for a protein of 111 amino acids.